Quercus robur (English oak) is the source of this 1504-nucleotide messenger RNA. RefSeq lists its product as uncharacterized. The transcript is spliced from 5 exons. Lineage: Eukaryota; Viridiplantae; Streptophyta; Magnoliopsida; Fagales; Fagaceae. The record is from RefSeq and is a predicted model, not a curated record. Bases 458 to 895 code for a protein of 145 amino acids.
AUUUUCAGCAUUUGUCUCUCACUUCAACAGCAGCCGUUCUCCCCUUUCCCUAGUUUUUCUCCUCUCCCAAAACCACCCCUCUUUUUCUAUUUUCGUUUGAAAAAAAAAAAAAAUUUCUCCAAGUUUUCUGUUGUGAUUUUUUUAUGUAUAUGUAUUUUUUUGCCUGAUGCAUGGUUUUGAUGUGAUUUUUUUUUUUUAAUCGUAUAACCAGUUGGAGCCUCUGAAUCUAGGUUUUUUAGAUUCAAACUCUCUCUCUCUCUCUCUCUCAAAAUUGGUUUCAAUUCUUUGCUUCGGUGAUUUUCUAGGGUUUCGAUUCUUUGUUCAAUUUUGCUAAAUUCGUUGAGUUUUAUUUGAGCUAAAUUAAAAUUAGGGUUCUGUUUUUUUUAGUUUUUGUUCAAAUUUUCAAUUUUCCCAAAUUUUUGUGUGUGAAAGUUUGAGUCUUUUUGUUGGUGAAACAAUGCCUCCACGGACUGUGAAGAGGGGUGCGGGAUCGGCGGGGCCGAAGAGGACGACGAGAGGCAGAAGAAGAGCCCAAAAGGCUCAGGAUCCGCCACCGGAUGAGGUGGCUGUUGUUGCGGCGGCGGCGGCGGUUGUCGAGGCAAAAGAGGCUUUGAAGGUUGAGGAGGAGGUUCCGGCUCCGGUGGUUGAGGAAGUUAAGGUUGAGGAGAAGCCGGUUGUGGUUGUGGAGCCUGAACCUAAGGCGAAACUUGUAGCUAAUGGAUCGGGUCCUGUGAAAAAUCACACAAAAUGGGUAGGCGCUUUUCACAAAAAGCAGGAUUUCAUUGAUGUAGUAGAGCUUAGAGGCGAUACCAAGCAGUCAGUUGGCUUGAGAGUUUGGUGGGUCCGCUGGACAUAUCGAAGCAGCCAUCAGAGAGGGAGUUCAUUUCUUGCUUGAGAAAUGGUUUGGUCUUAUGCAAUGCCAUCAACAAGAUUAACCCAGGAGCAGUGCCCAAGGUUGUGGAGAAUCUGUCACAUUUACAAUCGGUCCCCUGGGAAUCGCAGCCACUGCCUGCCUAUCAGUACUUUGAGAAUGUCCGGAACUUUUUGGUGGCUGUUGAAGAGCUGAAGUUGCCUGGCUUUGAAGCUUGAUCUGCCCAACCCACCACCUUCUCUGACCGCUGCAGCCUCCAGCCUCUAUCCCGAUCUGCCCUUUCAAGUUAGGGUUCUCCACUCUCUAGAUCACACAAAUGUACUCAAAUUUUGUUCCUGGUAAGGCCUUAUUCAAAUACAGAAACACAGAAUCUACUGUUAUUAGAAUUGUAUUUUUUUUGUUUUACGUGUGUUUCAUGGCUGAUACUUAUAUAUGUAAAGUGCUUUGGGUGGGGGAGCCAAACUCAAUGCACUCUGUGCUACUGUUUGGAGGUUGAUUUAGGUAGCAAUAUGCUUAUGUCCAUUUACUUGUUCUUGUAUUGGGCCAUUAAUUGGCAUCAUUUUUCUGUGGCAUCAAAUGUUUAUCAAAGCCUCAAAUUGAUGAAGCAUUCAACGAGUGAAGAGAAAUUGAUGA